CCUCUCACGAGACUCGCGACAACCUCGACAGAGCAGAAGAAUCAUGCAGUGGCGCUUCUGCUCCUCUCACUUUUUUCGCCAUACGUAUAGAUAUACGUGUAUAACACACAAGUGACACACAUUAUAUAUUCAGUUUCAGACUUCAGUAUACUCCCGAGUCGCGGUUGGUGGUGCGCGCAACCUGUGUGUUUUUAGGUUAGGUUUCUCGCAGACGUCGUCGACGAAGUUUUUUCCUCGUCGUUCCCCGUCUCUCCCUCUCGAAGAUGCUCGACCUCUUCACGAUCUUCAGCAAGGGCGGCAUCGUCCUCUGGUGUUUCCAGAGCACCGCCCAGAUAUUCACCCCGAGCGUGAACGCCCUCAUCAAGAGUGUCAUCCUCCAGGAAAGAACAGGAAACCAAGUAUUUGAACACGAUUCCUUGCGGCUACAGUACAAGUUGGAUAAUGAAUUUGAAUUGGUUUUUGUGGUGGCAUAUCAAAAGAUACUGCAGUUAUCCUACGUUGACAAGUUUCUAAAUGAUAUUCACUUGGAGUUCAGAGAUCGCUUCAAAAAUGAGCUGCAGAAUUCAAAAUGGUUUUUCAAUUAUGACUUCAAGAAAACCUAUGAACAAGUGCUGGUACUGGCCGAACAAUGGGGAAAAUCACAGGCUAAAAUUCCCAAACAAAUGAGGACUUUUGAUGAAAGUUUCAAGUCCAAGAAGACUGUUGCUAGUAUGAUAGAAAGAAAAGAUGACAAAGAAAAUAAAAAACAAAGUAAAAAAAAGAGAGGGACCAAUGAUGCUGAUGAAGGUCAACACAAACCCAUUGAAGUGCCUAAAGUACCAGACUCUCCUAAGCCUGCUACUGUUCAAAAUGGUGUUCUGGAUGAAGACAUUUUGCUUGCUAAUCGCUUGAAACUGGCUCAAAAAAUGGCCUCUGGUCCAAAAAAGAAGGCUGACAAGCAGAAAAGUCCAAAACCAGAGAAAGCUGGUAAGAAGCCCAGAGUGUGGGAACUUGGUGGAACCAAUAAGGAUCUCGCUAAUUUAGAACGUACUAAAGAUAAACCAGACGACACUGGGGAAUACGUAGCGGCUGAUACGACUAUUAUCGGUCAAAUGAAAGGUGGGAUUCGGGAUCUUGAGGUCGAAAGCGAUUCCGAAGAAGACGACGACUCUGACGAGCCAGAAAUCGAGCAAGUCAAGACUCAAUCUCAAAAGAAAUCUGGUGGUGUGUUCUCCAUAUUUAAAAAUCUAGUAGGAAAUAAGGCUCUUAAAGAGGAGGACAUGCGUCCAGUUUUGGAGAAGCUCAAGGAUCACCUGAUUUCGAAGAAUGUCGCUGCCGAGAUCGCUCAAAAACUCUGCGACUCCAUCUGCGUUAAACUUGAGGGCAAGGUUCUUGGUACGUUCGACAGCGUAGCCAACACCGUGAAAGCGUCGUUAACUGACGCUCUAGUACAAAUUCUGUCGCCGAAGCGCCGCGUCGACAUCCUGCGUGACGCCUUUGAGGCCAAAAAGAACGGCAGGCCUUACGUUAUGGCUUUCUGUGGUGUCAAUGGAGUUGGAAAGUCCACUAACUUGGCUAAGAUCUGCUUCUGGUUGAUCGAGAACAACUUUAGAGUACUGAUUGCUGCUUGCGAUACCUUCAGGGCUGGCGCUGUAGAGCAGUUAAGAACUCAUAUGAAGCACCUGAACGCGCUUCACCCGCCUGAGAAGCACGGAAAUAUGACGAUGGUGCAGCUCUAUGAGAAAGGAUACGGAAAGGACGCAGCAGGUAUAGCGAUGGAGGCAAUUCGCUUCGCGACGGACUCGCGCUUUGACGUCGUGUUGGUUGACACGGCCGGCCGUAUGCAGGACAACGAGCCGCUGAUGCGCGCCCUCGCCAAACUGAUCAAGGUCAACGAGCCGGAUCUUGUAUUGUUCGUAGGCGAGGCGCUCGUCGGUAACGAAGCCGUCGAUCAACUCGUCAAAUUCAAUCAGGCUCUCGCCGACUACAGCAACUCGACCAAUCCUCACAUCAUCGACGGUAUCGUCCUCACUAAAUUUGAUACCAUUGAUGACAAGGUUGGUGCAGCCAUAUCUAUGACGUACAUCACCGGCCAGCCGAUCGUUUUCGUCGGCACAGGUCAGACUUAUACGGACUUAAAGUCCCUGAACGCAAAGGCUGUGGUCCACGCUUUGAUGAAGUGAACACGUUACCUAUUUCUAUUAUAAAUCUAUUUAGGCUAAAAUUCAUUGAAUUGCUGUUGAAUUUCAUUGAUAUAUUUAUUAUACAAGUUCGAUAAGCAAUUUUUCAAUGUCUUCUUCGUCGAACUUAAUGAAUUAUAUAUAUAUGAUGGAAAAUCAAUUGAUGUUACAUAGGAAAAAAAGUCGAUUCUCGAGGAUCGCGUUACUUUUUUGUACAAUUGACGUGGGAAACGGGAGUCGAUCCUUGAGCGACUACCCUACUAUUACGUGGAGUUGGAGCAGCUUGAUCAAGUGUUGAUUUGAAUCACCGUUGUUUUACUAUACAGCAUAUUUAUUGUAAAGCUAGAGUUAAGAGAGAAUUUUAUAGUAAAUCCUAUAUAUAUUAAAAAAUAUUUAUCGAUUACAUCAAA
This is a messenger RNA of Nasonia vitripennis (jewel wasp), 2569 nucleotides long. It is a transcript of the gene SrpRalpha, whose product is annotated as signal recognition particle receptor subunit alpha homolog. The record is from RefSeq and is a predicted model, not a curated record. The transcript has 8 exons. Bases 264 to 2162 code for a protein of 632 amino acids. Gene Ontology annotation, cellular component: endoplasmic reticulum membrane; signal recognition particle receptor complex. Gene Ontology annotation, molecular function: GTP binding; GTPase activity; signal recognition particle binding. Lineage: Eukaryota; Metazoa; Arthropoda; Insecta; Hymenoptera; Pteromalidae. Gene Ontology annotation, biological process: SRP-dependent cotranslational protein targeting to membrane.